Molecule: messenger RNA, 960 nt
Organism: Bursaphelenchus okinawaensis
Lineage: Eukaryota; Metazoa; Nematoda; Chromadorea; Rhabditida; Aphelenchoididae
Source: the annotation of a GenBank genome assembly
AUGACGCGGUUUGUUUUGUUGUCGCUACUACUUGUCGCAAUUGUUGCCGAAUCCUAUCGCUUCACGAGUAUAUAUUAUCUGAACUAUUCGGACUUUGAUCUAGAUUCGCGAGUGCUGGGCCAUCUGGAGCCGCAUUAUCACCCCUUCCUGAAUCGAUCUGACAUCUUCAUUUCGAACGAUGACGCAUAUUUGAGGAAUCGACGAAGUGGAAACGAUUCAAUGUGGGAACAGUUGGAGAAGGCACAAGAUGACAGCUACACCAUGAUCUGUGUUAUGUUACUGUGGGUUUUGUCUUUCUAAAAUGUUUACUGUAUUUUUUUAUUUGAUGUGGUUUUUGUCAGGAUAUAAAACUUCUAAAACAAUGAAAAGUAUAUUUUUAGUUAUUGAGUUAGGGUACGUAGUCUUAGGUACGGGCAUGGGCAUUAAAAUAUAGGGUUAGGUAGGGUACGUAGAGUAGGGAAGGAUUGGGGCAGGUAUGGGUAAGGGUAGGUGUGGGGCAUUGAUAGGGGUAAAGACAGGGACCGAUAGUAGUAGGAUAAGGCAGAUUUUUGAGAUAGGGGGACCUUUUAUUUAGAAAAAAAAAAUUUUUUUUUGAGGGUAUGGUAGGUGUUUUAGGUAACAAUUUUUUAGGGUGUGGGAGUGGAUUUUUUAAAAGAUUUGUUUUGGCUGGGUAUAUGUUUUGGGUAGGGUAGGUUUUUUUUGAUAAAAAAAAUUGGGCGUGUUAAAUUUUAUAAAUACUAAUAUUAGGGUAGGGUCGGGUUGAGUAGGGCAGGGCAGGGUAAGGCAAGGGUGCUUUAAACUAAUAAAAGUUAAAAUUUUCAAAAAAUGAUUUUGUUUAUGUUCCGAUCAGACACUUCCUCUCUAAAAACAAUUACAUUGGUUCUUUUGGGAGUUUAUUUAUUUAUUUUCAGAAUGAUGACUGCCCUUUUUAUUGUGAUGAGGGAUUGUAAUGUGGACUGA